AUGAUUGUUUUAUUUGCAACAAUAAUUAUUACUAUAACAGUGUUUUCUCCAGCGGACACGGCAAACAUCUUAGCUUUGUUCCCUCACCAAGGUUUUAGUCAUAAUGUGGUUUACCAGCCAUAUAUCCAAGAACUCGCAAAACGAGGACACAACAUCACUAUUAUUAGUAACUAUCCGCUAGAACAUCCAAACAUAAAUAAUAUAUCAAUUAAAGGAUCAAUGCCUAUAUUUUACAAAAGCAAAAAAAAUAUCAGCCAUGUGGAAGGCAAUUCAGUGAACGAAAUACAAAGGUCAAUAAAUGUAAUUUGGGGAUUUUAUGAUCGCGGAAAAAUAUAUGAAGCCAUAUUUACGGUAGACGGUGUGAAGAAAUUAUUAAACAGUCCUUCUAAGUUUGAUUUACUAGUUACAGAACAUUUUAAUAACGAAUUGUUUUUGGGUUUUGCAUCAAAGCUCAACAUUCCUUUUAUACUUCUGAGCAGUUGCAACUUGUUGCCCUGGAAUCAGCAUGCUGUUGGUCAGCCAUAUUCGUUAGCCAAUAUACCUUCAACAUUGACCGGUUUAGGCACUGAAAUGAGCUUUUAUAGCAGAGUUAUAAAUACAAUUUCUCAUACUGUACAAAUAUUUGGUUAUAAGCUUUUGUGUCGGACUAGAGACGAAGCAAUCAUCAAGCGAAAUCUCGACAUUAAAGUUUCAUUGGACCAAUUAAUUUUGAAUGCUAGUUUGAUCUUGGUUAAUACUCAUUUCACAAUGUUGGAAUCUAAACCGUUGGUCCCAGCCGUUGUGGAAAUCGGUGGGAUACACAUAAUGCCAAUCAAACCUUUGCCUACAGACAUCCAGAAAUAUAUUGACGAAUCUAAGGACGGAGUCAUUUAUUUCUGCAUGGGCAGUUCAUUACGGGGUGAAAGUUUUUCGGUCGAAAAAAGACAGAAGUUCUUAAAUGUCUUCGAUAAACUUCCACAACGAAUUCUGUGGAAAUGGGAAGGAGAACUACCAGGAAAACCAUCCAAUGUAAUGAUUCGGGAAUGGAUGCCUCAACGAGAUAUUUUAGCACAUCCCAAUGUUAAACUAUUUAUAUCUCAUGGUGGUCUAUUGGGAACUACUGAAGCUGUACACGAAGGUGUCCCAAUUUUAUCAAUGCCAAUGUUUGGUGAUCAAAUAACAAACAUAAAAUCGGUUGUAAGCAGAGGAGCUGCAGAGAUGAUGAAUUACGGAAAUUUGAAUGAAGAUGAAAUUUUUAUAAAAAUAACAUCCAUGCUCACAAAUCCUAAAUACAGAAAAAAGGCUAAAGAGUUAUCUGAAGCUUUUCGCGAUCGACCUAUGUCUGCUUUGGAAACUGCAGUGUAUUGGACAGAGUAUGUUAUCCGACACAAAGGGGCACCGCUUCUUCGGUCUGCCACCAUCGGUACGCCUUGGUACCAAUACUAUUUAAUCGAUGUAUUGAUUGUAAUUUUCUUAUUUGUAACAACAAUUUUUGUAUUACUCUACUGUUUAAUUUUCAAAGUUCUUUUAAGAUUGUUGAAUAGAAAAUCUAAAGAAAAACAGUCUUAA
Macrosiphum euphorbiae (potato aphid) is the source of this 1548-nucleotide messenger RNA. The record is from the annotation of a GenBank genome assembly. NCBI's taxonomy places the organism in Eukaryota, Metazoa, Arthropoda, Insecta, Hemiptera, Aphididae.